This is a messenger RNA of Xiphophorus hellerii (green swordtail), 3863 nucleotides long. RefSeq names its product protein NPAT-like. NCBI's taxonomy places the organism in Eukaryota, Metazoa, Chordata, Actinopteri, Cyprinodontiformes, Poeciliidae. The coding region runs from base 778 to 3429 and encodes 883 amino acids. Gene Ontology annotation, cellular component: membrane. The transcript has 15 exons. The record is from RefSeq and is a predicted model, not a curated record.
CAUUACAUUUUAAUUUACUGAGAUGCACAUUCAUGUUCCAAAAAACUGUUGCUGUAAAACAUGACUGAUUUUGGACUAUAAGACAUAAACUGAUGUGGAGGCAAACACCAAAUUAAUAGUAGAUUUUGCGUGGUUUUAAAAAAGAAAACAAUUGAAUUUUUUGCCCACAAACCAAUCUAAGUAGUCCUACGAAAGGAAUGUUCGUAGCUUUUGCUGUCUGUAAGUCUUAUCUUUCCUCAUAAACAUUCUGCUUCCCAACAAGGACACGAAAAGCUGGAAAAGACACGUUUAAUUAAUUCCGGUCCUCUUACGGAACGCUUCAAAGUAAAAGUUUUAUUUAUUUAUUUAUUUUUAUCUAUGUUUCAUGUUUUCCAUUUUUAAUCAUCUAAGGUAUUUAUAUUUCCCCUACUAGGAAUGCUAAUUUAAGGAACAGCUAUUUAUUUUCCCAAAGCUACUAGUGAAAGAGUUUUAAUAGUUGAAGUAAUAUUUACUCAUUUCCGGUGCAAAGGACACCGGAAAUUCAGGUGUAACACAGGUGAAGCAAUUCGAAACCCGCAAGUACAUAGGUUGUUUCGUGUCGUUCCUUAAGUUUACCUUUGAUUUUUAAGAUUAUUUUCAAUCCUGUCCACACUGGUUUUAGGUAAAAUGCUCGACGUUUUUUCUAUUUAUACCUAACCGGCUUCAGUAACCUUUGCUGUCGCUUACCUGUUCAGCGAAGUGAAAGUAAAUUUUGGCCUCGAGUUAAACUGCCCAAUUCAAUUUGACGGUGGUCCAGAAAUGAAUCUUUGGUGUUUCAUCGUCUCCUUCUCUCUUACUUGCUGUCUGGUUUCUGGACAAAAUGCAAAAUAUGUACUGGUUGGGGAGAAAGUCGACUUCCCAGGCUUCAGCGACAAUAAAGAAUCCCCUGCCGACAUUCUGUGGAAGCAUGUAGAAGGACAGAAAGUAUACAAAGUGGUGCAUUUUGAUAGCAGACAAGAACAAUUCUUUGGGUCAUAUGAAGGUCGGGCCACUCUUGGCUGGCGUUUUGCAGAUCUGUCCAUUAGCAACCUGAGAUAUGAAGACAGUGGAUCAUAUGACCUGGAAAUAUUAAUUAACAACCAACACCUGACCAAAAGAUAUGAACUGAUAGUCAUUGACAAAGUCACCAAGCCUACCAUAUCCUGUGAAAUAAACAAUGCAAGCACUUCUGAGUCACCAGGGAAGGCAACUCUGCUCUGCUCUUUACCAUCCCAUUCUGAUCAGUCCUCACUGAGGUUUCAGUGGAGCACAAAUGCAAAUAUUCAUCUCGGACACAUGAUGAAAAUUUCCCUUGGAGGUGAAUUUGAUGAUCGUCAGUACAACUGUACUGUAAACAACCCACUCUCUCAAGAUUCAGCAGUGUUCUUUGCUAAGGACUGCUAUCCUGAGACAAAGGCUCAAGCCGGACUGAUUGCUGGUGUUGUUGUUGCUGUUGUUGUUGCUGUUCUACUGCUGAUUCUACUGCUGGUGGUCUUCUUUUGUCUUAAAAAAGUACGCUCAAAUCGUGAGAAGUCUGAUUUGGAAACUCAGUCAAAUUCUGGAUUUCUAAAAGCAACAUCUGGAAGUGAAGAAAGCCAGGGUCUUCUGGACAGAGCACCUACAUUACCCUCUAAACAUGCUCUUGGACACCUAAACCAAAGAAAUGACACCCUGUUGGAUCCUUCCCAAAAGGAUUCAGAGAAGAACAAAGCCCAAGACAGCGGAAUUCUUUUCUCUCCGUCGGUUAAACAACUUCGCACCUUAUUUGAGAAGGAGAAUGGAAAAGCUAAUGAAGCUGAGCCCAGAGAGGUGGUCAAGGAAGAAGUCUUGGAGAACAACCCUUCAGAUUCUGAGACUAUGAAUCCUGAGCUUAUAGCUUUGCCAUCUGAAAGUAAUUCAGAGAAGAACAAAGUCCAAGACAGCGAAAUUCCUUUCUCUUCGCCGGUUAAACAACUUUGCAUCUCAUUUGAGACGGAGAAUGGAAAAGCUAAUGAAGCUGAGCCCAGAGAGGUUGUGGAGGAAGAAGUCUUGGAGAACAACCCUUCAGAUUCUGAGACUAUGGAUCCUGAGCUAAUAGCUUUGUCAUCUGAAAGUAAUGAACUUCCAGAAGGAUUGGGAACAGAGGACAAUUCUCUAGACUCUAAGGAAAAUGCUUUACCUAGUUUGCCAAAUGGCAAUGGUCCAGAGAAAAAUAACGAUGAGGACAAUAAAGCUUUAGAUCGUCCUCCGGUGCCUCCAAAAUCCAAACUUGUUCAGAAUCUCUCUGCAUUACAAAAAGUGACUAAAAAUACAAAUCCGAAAGUUAUCAAGAAGCAAAGUUUAGAUGACCCUGCUGAUUCUGGAAAUCCAAAUGAGGUGUCAAAUGAUCAGAGUUUAAGUGAAAAACCUGAAGACAGUGGAAAUUCAUCUCUUCCUGAGGCAUCACCCCGUCUUGGUCAUCCUUGUACGGAUGACAAAAAACUAGGGGAUGAAGAUAAAUUUCCAGACAUUUUGGAUAAAGAGGAUAUUCCUAUAAAUGCUGAAGAGACUAAGGAUGCUUUACCUGGCUCAGAGAAAAAUAAGGAUGAGGAUAACGGAGCUUCACAUCCUCCUUCAGUGUCUCAGAAAUCCAACCUCGUUCUGAAUUUCUCUGCACUAAAAAAAGCGACUGAAAAUACAGACCCAGAAGAUAAGAGACCAGUUUCAAAUGAUCCUUCAGAUUCUGGGAAUCCAAAUGAAGUGCCAGAAAAUCAGAGUUUAAGUGAAAAACCUGAAGACUGUGAAAAUUCAUCUCUUCCUGAGGCAUCACCCCGUCUUGGUCAUCCUUGUACGGAUGACAAAAAACUAGGGGAUGAAGAUAAAUUUCCAGACAUUUUGGAUAAAGAGGAUAUUCCUAUAGAUGCUGAAGAGACUAAGGAUGCUUUACCUGGCUCAGAGAAAAAUAAGGAUGAGGAUAACGGAGCUUCACAUCCUCCUUCAGUGUCUCAGAAAUCCAACCUCGUUCGGAAUUUCUCUGCACUAAAAAAAGCGACUGAAAAUACAGACCCAGAAGAUAAGAGACCAGUUUCAAAUGAUCCUUCAGAUUCUGGGAAUCCAAAUGAAGUGCCAGAAAAUCAGAAUUCAGGAAGUAAGAAAGAAGAGAAUGAGUUUGCAAAAUCAACCCCUGAAAAUGAUGUUCAGCCACCGCCUGUUGCCAAGGAGAAUUCUCCUUUGAGCCAAAACUCUCCAGAGAGUUCACCAAAGGCUGUACAUAAACAAGACAUCGACUCAGAUGAGUGUGUAAUGACAAGUAGUGGAGAAUCUUCUUCAUCAUCCUUAGAAGAAUCAGAAAACGAGGAGCAAGUUCCACCUGCUUCCACUCCCAAAAAGACUGAUUCAGAAACAACAGUGGAGGAGCAACAGCCUGCUCUCUCUGAAACAGAAUCUGAAAUGGAGACCCUGCAAAAUAAGUGACCAACACCACCCAAACUAAGACAGCAAAUAUCCGUUUCCCGAUUCUCACAGAACAGACUCAAGACCAAGAAAUAGACACUAAGCAGCAAUGCAAAGACUUUUGAGACUAACCUGAUCGAGAAAAUACAGUCUCAGAGGAAGAAGAAAAGAACAAGAUCAGACGUAGCACUAUAAUCUGCUGAAGACGAAGAUUAACCUACGCAGACGAAAAUAUAAAGUAAGAGCUUCAGUGAGAAUAAAAAUGGGCAAAUUGUUGGAGCUCCAUAUUAUCUGCUGCCUCUCAGGCAACAUGACAAAUGGGCACAAUUCCAAGAGAAACCAACAAAUAAAGAAGACAGAUAGAAAGGAACAAAGACCAAAAUAAAAAGUAACAGGGAGUUUUAUUCUGAGAUAGUCAAGUUGAGAUAUUCUACAGUAAGCUGAAGAAAGAUGGG